Messenger RNA from Ooceraea biroi (clonal raider ant), 1915 nucleotides. Its product is annotated as RNA-binding protein cabeza. Gene Ontology annotation, biological process: regulation of DNA-templated transcription. The record is from RefSeq and is a predicted model, not a curated record. NCBI's taxonomy places the organism in Eukaryota, Metazoa, Arthropoda, Insecta, Hymenoptera, Formicidae. Gene Ontology annotation, molecular function: RNA binding.
GCCGAGUGCAGCCGAAUGGCUGAAGGCGUUUCGCGAGUUUCGUCGUUUUUGUUGUUCGGAAUCCAAAGUUCGGAUCGUUGCGAGGCGUACUAUCGCGGGAGAAACCAUAAGGAAAACGCGACGAGAGAGCAGUACUGCGUCCCGCAAAAGGGACGAAGGUCUUUAAACGAGCGGGCGAAGAAGGAAGAAGGUGGGGCAGUUUCAUCCGAGUGAAAAAUCGAGUUCGAAUUAUCGUCGGUCACCUCGCCAUCGUGUCGGCGGUACCUUUUUUUUCAUCAAACGGCCGUUCAUCUGAUAGAGCAGCACGAUGACGGAAAAUCAGUACUCCAAUUAUCAGCAGCAAGGUUACAACCAGUAUAGCCAGCCACCACCGUCGGCUGGCCAAGAUACGUCGUAUCCACCUCCUUCGAGUGGCGCGGGUGGUUACAAUCAAUAUAGUCAGCCGCCUCCAAGUACCGGCAGCAACUAUGGCAGUUACAACAAUUACAAUUCCAACGCUGGCCAAGAUUACAAUCACUCCCAAAACCAAGGCUAUGGACAGAAUAGCUACGGUGGCGGCAGCGGUAACACGGGAAGCGGGGAGAGCGGUAAUAAUUAUGGUGGGGGCUAUGGACAUGGAAAUAGUGGAGGUAGCGGUGGAGGAUACAAUCGUAACUCGGGCGGUGGCUACGGUGGAGGCCAAGGAGGUGGCGGCGGAGGCGGUAGAUACGGCGAUCGCGGCAAUUAUGGAGAUCGCUCUGGCGGUGGUUACAACAGUGGCGGUGGCCGUGGUGGUUUUAACAAAGGAGGCUACGGCGACCGUAACAGCGGCGGCGGUGACGGCAUGGUUACGCAAGAGGAUACCAUUUUCGUAUCCGGCAUGGACCCAUCGAUCUCCGAGGAAGAGAUCUGUCAACAUUUCGGAGCGAUUGGUGUGAUAAAACAUGACAAACGUACGGGCAAACCGAAGAUUUGGAUGUACAAAGACAAGAAUACAGGGAAAUCAAAGGGAGAAGCGACUGUCACCUACGAUGAUCAGAAUGCCGCGCGUUCGGCAAUCAGUUGGUUCGACGGCAAGGAAUUCAAGGGUUGCACGAUAAAGGUGCAAAUAGCACAACAUAAAAGUAAUUGGCAGGGUAAUCGCAUGGGUGGUGGCCGCGGCGGCGGCGGCGGCGGCGGCCGUGGCCGUGGCGGUUUCGGCGGACGUGGUGGUGGUGGCGAUCGUGAUGAUCAUCAUCGCGGAGGCGGUGACGACCGCCGUGAUAGCGGAAGCCGCGGAGGCGAUUGGAGGUGUCCCAAUCUUGACUGUGGCAACACUAAUUUUGCGUGGCGAGAUCAAUGUAAUCUCUGUAAAAGCUCGAAGCCGGAAGGUCUUGGUUAUGGCGGUGGCGGUGGUGGUAGCGGCGGCGGAGGUGGCGGCAGCGGCGGCGGUAGAGGAGGUGGUGGUCGCGGCGGCGGCGGCGACCGUGGAAGUCGAGGUGGUUACAGGGGUGAUCGUGGCGGACGUGGAGGUGACAGAGGCGGCAGAGGUGGGGGUGGUGGUGGCGGUGGCUUCCGCGGUGACCGAGGUGGUCGAGGAGGCCGAGGUGGCCCCAUGAGGGGUGGCGGCGGCCGAGGCGACAGGGACAGGGAUCGCCAACGACCGUAUUAAUUUCAUUGGAGCGCAAUUCGGCCGAUUUACCAUACGGAACGAAUUUUAUAUACAAUAUCAAUGCUUGUACAUUUCGCAUUGCGGAUAUCUCUACUUCUUUCUACGCCAUAUGUGUAGCUCGUACUACUUUCUCUUUGCGUUUUAUAUUCAUAAACAUAAACAACACAUCAAGCGUGUGUUACAUACACGUUCGUACAAGAUUAAAGUCACAUGAAAUCAAACCUUUAAUAGAUAAUUAUAGUGAAUUAUCCCCGAUAGGUAAUAAAAGUCCAAGUGCUGUAAACG